UCCGCUGAGGGCGAGCAAGGUCACUCCCGGCGCUAAGAUGGCGGCGGGCGCUGUCUCCGCGCGGGAGGGUGGCGAGGACGCCUUCCGCCGGCUCUUUCGCUUCUACCGGCGGUGGGAGGGCUCGGACUCUUGCGGGGCCAUUGAUUUCUCGAAGCCAGCGGCGCGGCAGAUUGUCAGCUCUCCCCUGAGUUUUUCAUCAGUAAGUGAUCACGAUGCUUACAGAGCAGGACUGCGUCCAGUUAAUCAAUGGAAAGCCUAUGGCCUCAAAAACUAUCCAGGGUUUAUAUUUAUCCCAGAUCCCUUCCUUCCGGGCUGCCAGCGUCACUGGGUGAAGCAGUGCCUGAAGACGUACACCCAGAAGCCUAAUGUGUGCAAUUUGGAUAUGCACAUGUCUUCUAUGGAGACCACUGAUCUAUGGGGGAAGAGUCAGCAUCAGUUGCGAAACAAAAGUUCCAGCAAACGGGCCUCAAAAACUUUACUGGAAAAGCUUCGCUGGGUGACUUUGGGUUACCAUUAUAACUGGAAUACAAAGAAAUAUUCAGCCAACCACUACACACCCUUUCCAUCUGACUUGGCUUUCCUCUCGGAGCAAGUGGCUAAAGCUUGUGGUUUUCCACGUUUCCAAGCAGAAGCAGGAAUCCUCAACUACUAUCACUUUGAUUCAUCUCUGGGAAUUCACGUGGAUGAGUCCGAAUUGGACUAUUCUCAGCCGCUUCUAUCAUUCUGUUUUGGACAGUCAUCCAUAUUUUUGUUAGGGGGGCUGAAACGAGAUGAAGCCCCUGUGGCCAUGUUCAUGCACAGCGGGGACAUGAUGAUCAUGUCUGGCUUCAGCCGCCUGCUGUACCACGCAGUCCCCAGGAUUCUGCCCAACCUGGAGGGGAAGCCUUUGCCUUCUUGCCUGGAGCUGCCUGUCCAUGCUGACCUUCCUGAAGACUCUGUUAUGGAGCCCUGCUCUCAGGAGGACUGGCAAGUCUGUGCCAAGUAUCUGCAAGCAUCCCGUGUCAACAUGACUGUCAGGCAAGUGCUUGCUGAAGGUCAGAGCUUCCCAGCUGAAGCCAGGACAGGGAGAGACCUGGAUGCUUCUUCCAUAGGCUCUUAUCAUGAGGAGCACAGUGAAAUAAAAAAGCACAAGUCUGAUCCGGGCAGCUGAAACCUGGCCAUAUGGAGCAGCAACAUACUAAGUGGAUGUGUAACAAAAUGUUUUGGAACUUUGUGGGCAAAGUACAUGGUUCAGACCAAAAGACUACUUGUGUUUUCUCCCAAGGUCACACAACUAAAGAAUGUCACUCCAGUGCACCGUCUGAAUAUAAUAUAUGUUCCCUGUUUCCUGCUUGGCAGGGGGUUGGACUGGAUGGCCCUCGUGGUCUCUUCCAACUCUAUGAUUCUAUGACUUAUAGCUGUCUGUAACAAGUGACAUAUUUUAGAAGACAUCUGAAGGCAGCCCUGUUUAGGGAAGUUUUUAAUAUCUGAUGUUUUAUUGUAUUUUUAAUUUUUUGUUGGACGCCGCCCAGAGUGGCUGGGGAAACCCAGCCAAAUGGGCGGGGUAUAAAUAAUAUUAUUAUUACUGGUUACAGGUAGGUAGCCGUGUUGGUCUGGGUCGAAGUAAAAUAAAAAAUUUCCUUCAGUAGCACCCUAAAGACCAACUAAGUUUUUAUUUUGGUAUGAGCUUUCGUGUGCUUUCGGU
Zootoca vivipara (common lizard) is the source of this 1684-nucleotide messenger RNA. RefSeq names its product alkB homolog 1, histone H2A dioxygenase (gene ALKBH1). The record is from RefSeq and is a predicted model, not a curated record. NCBI's taxonomy places the organism in Eukaryota, Metazoa, Chordata, Lepidosauria, Squamata, Lacertidae. Gene Ontology annotation, cellular component: cytoplasm; nucleus. Gene Ontology annotation, molecular function: oxidative RNA demethylase activity; broad specificity oxidative DNA demethylase activity; ferrous iron binding. Gene Ontology annotation, biological process: oxidative RNA demethylation.